UCAUAAUGCAACAUUUUUGGGUUACAAAGAAAACUGUCCAGAGAAAAUUGGGAACCAAGGAAGAUGAACACAUUAUAUCUUCUGAUGCAGAUCUUGAUGCAAAAAUUGAAGUCUUUAAGUCAAUUUCGGAGACGAGCACUGAAUUAAGCAAAAUUAUUGAGCAAUAUCAAGAACGUCUGUGUAUACUCUCACAGGAAGAAUCUGUUUUUGGAAGAUUCUUGAAAGAAGCAGGCAAGAGGAGUAAAACGACAGGUCAAAGUAUUUCCAAUACCGGAAAAUCAGUGUCAUAUUGCGGCCAGCAGAGGAUGUGUAUAAGAAUGCCAUUAUUGCGGUUACAGCAUGAAGUCGAUAUAUUUCGAAAUCGUGCCAUUGUUGACACACAAUCCACUAUAUCUGUUAUGGAAAAAGAACGAACCGAGUAUAGGGCAGCUUUGGAGUGGAUGAAGUCAUCAAGUUCGGAAUUAGAUCCAGAUACCGGGAGGGGCGUAGACAAAUUCAGAACAGCUCAAGCACACGUUCGUGCAGCAAAGCAAAAUUUUGAUACCCUGUCAAUGGAUUCAAUACAAAAGAUCGAUUUAUUAGCUGCCGCUCGAUGUAACAUGUUUUCCCAUGUUUUGGUUUCAUAUAUAACUGAAUUGAAGCAGUUUGGACUGAAAACAAGUGCGACUUUUGAUACAAUUUCCAAAGCUCUUGAACAGAAACCAAGAUAUGACUUUUGCAUUCUCAAAGACUUGACACAAUACGAAGAAGCCCCAGAUAAUGUAAAAAACAUCCCGGCGUUUGAUAAUGACCAAACAUUAUUCUUCGCUUCUGAUUAUGCAGAUUCAAAUAACGAUGAAGUCGCGGCCAAAGAUGUUAACCAUGGCGUAUUAGAUGUCAAUGAGCAACGUAACAAUCCCUUAAUUGAACUUAGUACUAAUGACAGUCUUAUGGAUAUAAGCACCAUUGACAACAAUUCCAAUAUAGGAUUAACCUUGGUUUCGUCUCUAUGUGCUGACAACAAAUCAACAGAAAUAAAACAAAACAACUUAUUUGGUCAGAAUACAAUCACUUCAAAAAUACCUGCGGCUAUCAAACUUCAGAAAAAGGAAAUGGACACAACAUUAAAUAUUUCUCAAACGGACAAAUCAUCUUCUGGAAAAGGCUUAAAGCAAAAAUCGUGGAUUGAACUAUUUGCCGAUUUGGAUCCUUUAGCAAACCUGGAGGCAUUUGAUCUUAAAAUGAAUGGAAACUUAAAGAGUUCGCAACAAACGUGA
Molecule: messenger RNA, 1256 nt
Organism: Musca vetustissima
Lineage: Eukaryota; Metazoa; Arthropoda; Insecta; Diptera; Muscidae
Gene: ICA69
Product: islet cell autoantigen 1
Exons: 3
Coding region: 6-1256 (416 amino acids)
Biological process (GO): regulation of transport
Cellular component (GO): Golgi apparatus
Molecular function (GO): protein domain specific binding
Source: RefSeq, a predicted model, not a curated record